CCUGUCCGUUUCACCUUCCUUGCCUACUACACUCCCACAGCUCCUUCCUUACCUUUCUCUGUCACUCCCUCAAUUUUGUCAGUUUGGCAUCCCAACAAUUAUUCCUUAAAACCGCUUCUUAACUGCCAUUUCCUCUCUCUCUUAAUUUUACUCUCUUCAAUUUCAAUUUCAAUUUCAAAAACCAAACAUUCAAUACACAAAUACACUGAAAAACCACUGAAAUUACAGUUACCUGCUUUAUUUUAGGGUUUAAUGACUAUCAUUUCCUUGCUGAAAUGGCCUAUACUUCAUUCUUAAGUAAUUUAUUGUUUGUUUGUUCAAUAAUUUUGUUAUUCAUUGUAAAUUCUUGUUUAUCAACUACUGAUUCUUAUGAUGAUGAUUUUUCAAUCAUCGGCGCCGAUGUGCUUUCAUUUCACGGCGAUUACACUCCGCCUUCUCCGCCGCCGCCGUCUCCUCCGCCUCAUCCGCCUUCACUUUCAUGUCAUGAGGAUCUUAACGGAGUUGGCUCUCUUGACACCGUUUGUAAGCUUGAUUCCAGCUUGAAUUUUACUCAUGAUGUGUAUAUAGAAGGAAACGGUACUUUAGAUGUUCUUAACGAUGUCGUUUUGAGAUGUGCUGUUAGAGGCUGUUCUAUUUUGAUUAAUAUGAGUAAGGAUUUUAGUUUAGGUAAUAAUUCUGUUAUUAUAGCUGGUACUGUAUCUGUUACGGCUUAUAAUGUUACUUUGAGUGAAAAUUCGUUGAUUAAUGUGACUGGUUUGGCUGGUGAGCCUCCUGGUCAGACUAGUGGGACCCCUACUGGAUUGCAGGGGGCGGGAGGGGGUUAUGGAGGACGAGGUGCGAGCUGUGUGACGGAUAAUACGAAAUUACCUGAUGAUGUUUGGGGAGGAGAUGCUUAUUCCUGGAAGGAUUUGCAUUGGCCAUGGAGUUAUGGAAGUAAAGGAGGGACUACUAGUAAGGAUGAGAAUUAUGGCGGCGGUGGUGGUGGAAGGAUUAGUUUUGUUGUUACCAGCUCGAUUGAGGUUGGAGGGAAUCUGUUGGCUGAUGGCGGCGCUGGUGGGUUGAAAGGCGGUGGUGGUUCUGGUGGCAGCAUUCGUAUCAAGGCUCAUAGAAUGACUGGAAAUGGUAAGCUAAGUGCUUCAGGGGGUGAUGGAUUUGCUGGCGGCGGUGGUGGGAGAGUUGCUAUUAAUGUUUUCAGCAGACAUGAUGAUACAGAAUUCUUUGCUCACGGGGGGAGGAGUUUUGGCUGUCUUGGGAAUUCAGGUGCUGCCGGGACAUGUUAUGAUGCUGUUCCUCGGAGCCUCAUUGUUAGCAAUAACAACAUGUCAACCAACACUGACACACUUCUGUUGGAAUUUCCCAAAUUGCCACUCUGGACAAAUGUGUAUAUUCAGGAUCAUGCCAAGGCUUCUGUACCAUUGUUUUGGAGUAGGGUCCAGGUACAAGGACAAAUUAGCUUGUCUUCCGGUGCAGUUUUAAGUUUUGGCCUUGCACAUUAUGCCUCUUCAGAAUUUGAGUUGAUGGCAGAAGAGCUUCUAAUGAGCGACUCAGUUAUUAAGAUAUAUGGGGCUCUUCGUAUGUCUGUCAAAAUACACUUGAUGUGGAAUUCUAAAAUGCUUAUAGAUGGAGGCGGUGAUGCAAUUGUCGCGACUUCUUUACUUGAGGCCAGCAAUUUAGUUGUGCUCAAGGAAUCAUCCGUGAUACAUUCAAAUGCAAAUUUAGGAGUUCACGGGCAAGGCUUUCUGAAUUUGUCUGGGCCAGGAGAUAUGAUUGAAGCUGAACGCCUAAUUUUAUCAUUAUUUUUUAGUAUCAAUGUUGGCCCCGGUUCUGUUCUUCGAGGUCCCUUGGAGAAUGCCAGUGAAAGUGAAAAUGACAUGGCUCCACGACUCUACUGUGACUUUGAAGACUGCCCUGUGGAGCUAAUUCAUCCUCCUGAAGACUGUAACGUGAACUCUUCAUUGGCCUUCACUCUUCAGAUCUGUCGAGUUGAAGAUGUAAUUCUGGAAGGCAUGGUGACAGGAUCUAUUGUUCAUUUUCACUGGGUUAGAACUGUAUUCGUCCAAUCUUCUGGAGCAAUCAGUGCAACUGGUCUUGGAUGUACAGGUGGGCUGGGCAGAGGAAAAAUUUCAGACAAUGGUUUUGGUGGUGGUGCUGGUCACGGUGGCAAAGGGGGGGAUGGAUAUUACAAUGGCUCUUUUAUUGAUGGCGGUGUUUCAUAUGGUGAUGCCGGAUUGCCUUGUGAACUUGGUAGUGGUAGUGGAAAUGGUACUCUGGCAGGGGCAACUGCUGGUGGUGGUAUAAUAGUUAUGGGUUCUGCUGAGCAUGCACUGUCAAGUUUAUCUGUUUAUGGUUCGGUUAGAGCUGAUGGAGAAAGCUCUGGAGGAGAAAUUAAGAAAAAGGAUGGCAGGGUGCUUUCGAACAUAGGUCCCGGGGGUGGGUCUGGUGGAACCAUUCUUUUGUUUAUUCAUACAUUGGCACUUGGCAAUUCUUCUAUCAUCUCAACUGUUGGAGGGCAUGGCAGUCCAGAUGGAAGUGGUGGUGGAGGUGGUGGAAGAGUUCACUUUCACUGGUCAGAUAUUGCGGUUGGAGAUGAGUAUCUACCAAUUGCAUCUGCUAAUGGAAGCAUUCAGACCGGGGGAGGAUUUGGCAAAGGUCAAGGUCGUGGUGGUGGUAAUGGGACUGUUACUGGAAAGGCAUGUCCCAAAGGGCUUUAUGGUAUCUAUUGCAAGGAAUGCCCUGUUGGGACUUAUAAGAAUGUUAGUGGAUCUGAUAGAGCACUUUGUCAUGAUUGCCCAUUGUAUGACCUUCCAAGUCGUGGCAUACACAUUGAUGUUCGAGGUGGUGUCACUGAAAGGCCUUGUCCAUACAAGUGUAUUUCGGAUAGAUAUCACAUGCCAAACUGCUACACAGCCCUUGAAGAGCUGGUAUACACAUUUGGUGGUCCAUGGCUAUUCAGUUUUAUCCUCUUGGGUCUUCUUGUCCUAUUAGCCCUGGUACUUAGUGUUGCACGGAUGAAAUAUGCUGCCGGAGAUGAAUUACCAGCUCUUGGGCCACCUCGACGUGGCUCUUCGAUUGAUCACUCCUUUCCAUUCCUGGAGUCGCUGAAUGAGGUAUUGGAGACAAAUAGAACUGAGGAAUCCCGGAAUCAUGUGCACAGAAUGUAUUUUAUGGGUCCAAAUACUUUUAGCGAACCUUGGCAGCUACCUCAUUGUCCUCCUGAACAAGUUAUUGAAAUUGUAUAUGAGGAUGCGUUCAAUAGAUUUGUGGAUGAGGUUAAUGGUUUAACUGCUUAUCAGUGGUGGGAAGGAUCAAUUUUCAGCAUUCUUUCUAUUCUUGCAUAUCCACUUGCAUGGUCCUGGUUACAGCAGCGUCGCAAAAAGAAAUUGCAACAACUUCGUGAUUUUGUUCGAUCAGAAUAUGACCAUGCUUGCUUACGCUCUUGCCGUUCACGUGCUCUGUAUGAAGGGCUGAAGGUGUCUGCAACUCCUGAUCUAAUGCUUGCUUAUGUGGACUUUUUUCUUGGUGGAGAUGAAAAGAGAGUUGAUCUUCCUCCUCGUCUUCAUCAAAGGUUUCCGUUGUCUUUAGUUUUUGGAGGAGAUGGAAGUUAUUUGGCUCCUUUCUCCCUUCACAGUGACAACAUUCUGACUAGCCUUAUGAGUCAGUCUGUUCCUCCAACCAUUUGGUAUCGAUUAGUGGCUGGACUAAAUGUUCAACUACGACUAGUUCGAGCUGGUCACUUGAAGGCUACAUUUGGUCAUGUUAUUAGUUGGCUCGAGUCGCAUGCAAAUCCUGCUUUAAGUGCAUAUGGUCUACGCAUUGAUCUUGCAUGGUUUCAGCCUAUAUCCUCUGGAUAUUGCCAGUUUGGGCUUAUGAUAUGUCAAACCAAAAAAGAGAACAUUUCACAGCCAACUGAAAGUCAAGAUGGACGUGUCUUACCUGGUGGACAGCCAUGUUUGCCUAAAGUUCAUAGAGUAAAUCAAACGGACUACUUGAAAGUAAGUGGACAGACAAUGUCACUUAGAGGGAUAUCUGGGGGGAUUUUGGAUGUGAAGAAUUUACGGACAUUAAAGUUGAGGAGGACCAUAUGUAGUCCUUUCUCUUUCAUUCUUUACAAUACUAAACCUGUUGGUCAUCAGGAUCUUGUCGGUCUUUUCAUUUCCAUACUCCUACUAGCAGAUAUUAGCAUAGUUCUUCUUACUUUACUGCAGAUGUAUUCUAUUUCACUGCUCAGUUUUCUAUUGGUUUUAUUUAUCCUUCCUCUGGGCAUACUAUUUCCAUUCCCAGCUGGAAUCGGUGCAUUGUUUAGUCAUGGACCUAGGCGAUCAGCUGCUUUGGCCCGAGUAUAUGCUUUGUGGAACAUAACAUCCUUGAUCAAUGCUAUGGUUGCCUUGACAUGUGGAUUUGUACAUUAUAUGAUCUACGCGAGUAAAAGACAUUUGAACUUUCAGUCCUGGAAUUUUAAUGUGGAUGAAAGCGAAUGGUGGAUGCUUCCAUCUGGAUUGGUGCUGUGUAAAAUAAUCCAAGCAAGACUUAUCGAUUGCCACAUAGCUAAUCAAGAAAUUCAAGAUCAAUCUUUGUACAGUAAUGACCCAGAAGUUUUCUGGCAAUCGUGAAGGCGUCCAUAAAAUAGGUAUAAACUGAGUUUGAUAUUAUUUUUUUUACAUUAAUUUUAUUGUAUAUGAUUCUAGAAUGCCUGUUUCUGUGUGUUUAGUUUACCCAUCCUUAAAAGUAAAUCAAAAAAAGAAAAAUUAGGGAGAGUCCAUUUAGUGAAGCGUAGACGAUGGUCAUUGUAUUAUAUGUAGGAAAAAAAUGUUUUUGAUCAUUUGAGGAUACAAGAGUUUAUAACUUUUGACAGUCUAGUUACUGUGUCAUGAGCAGUUUUUUUGACAGUUGAUUCAGUGUGUAUUUUGUAAUUUAAUGGCUAUAGUAGUGGUUGUAAAUGAGUGUAUAUCUGAUUGUGAAUUAUUGUUAUGUUGAGGGUUUAAUUGAUAGGUUCAUUUUAGAUGUAAA
Molecule: messenger RNA, 5007 nt
Organism: Mercurialis annua (annual mercury)
Lineage: Eukaryota; Viridiplantae; Streptophyta; Magnoliopsida; Malpighiales; Euphorbiaceae
Exons: 22
Coding region: 276-4610 (1444 amino acids)
Source: RefSeq, a predicted model, not a curated record